Molecule: messenger RNA, 1409 nt
Organism: Daldinia vernicosa
Lineage: Eukaryota; Fungi; Ascomycota; Sordariomycetes; Xylariales; Hypoxylaceae
Product: reactive mitochondrial oxygen species modulator 1-domain-containing protein
Exons: 5
Coding region: 692-1027 (111 amino acids)
Biological process (GO): protein import into mitochondrial matrix; protein insertion into mitochondrial inner membrane
Cellular component (GO): TIM23 mitochondrial import inner membrane translocase complex
Source: RefSeq, a predicted model, not a curated record
CUUAACUUUAGGAAGUUUAAAUAACAUCCAUCUCAACAGUCACCAGAUUCACCUUAGGUAGGUACCUAGGUAGAUAUACACACAUGAGUCGGACAGCUUUGUCUUAAGAGAAUACACGGAUGCAUGAAUAUAUCGAAAUUACUACAUUAAUAUUGGCAAUCUACUAUAUAUGAGUAUUACCAACUACGGAUUCCUUUGUACACAUUUGCCAUUUGCCAUUCUAGCUAGGGAUGGAAGUUACAGGCGCAUGCGACGCGAUGUGUUGUUGUGAGGUACCUGAAGGUUUAGGUGUGUUGGGUCCUACCAAUUCAAGUUUGCGAAGCAGGUGCAGGUGCUACACUGUAUGCAGGUAUACUCUGACUGUCUGAUACUCUCUUAUCACGUGAGAUAUCUUCGAGAAGGGGUAAAGCGCGAAACCAUUUUUUACAUAAUCAAUGAUCCAUGUAUCAUUCAGCUUGUUUCUUUAUCGAUAAACUAGACUCAGCCGCGCCAAGAAUCUGGAGAUCCCGGCUUUACAAGUUGUAAAUUACAACAGCUGAUUCGCGAAAUCAUUUUCCAAGAGCCUCGGAAGAAGCAUCCCACCAGCCAGCAAAACCAAUUUAGAAGCUCUAUAGCCUCAAACUUCCUUUUCUAAAACAUUGUACCGUCAUAAAGAUUUAAUCAGAUACCCGGGGAUUUGAAUUAGCUCAAGAUGCCUCCUGUUCCAACGACCCGCGGCCCUCAAGGCCCCUCCACCGUCGACAAACUUAAAAUGGGAGCUAUGAUGGGCGGUACUGUUGGCGUUAUUAUCGGUUUCAUUUUCGGAACUGUGAACAUAUUUAGAUACGGAGCCGGACAAAACGGUAUCAUGCGAACUUUGGGCCAAUAUAUGUUAGGAUCUGGCGCUACGUUUGGCUUUUUCAUGUCGAUUGGAAGUGUUAUCAGAUCUGACGCAUCGCCCAUCGCCGUCGAAGCAUUUGCGCGAGCACAACGACGACCUUUUAUCAUGCCUUCGCAAUCAAGCACAUAUCGACCACGAAGUCAAUAGAACUUUGCCCAUCUCAUAGUACUGCCGCUGAGCUCAGGCCGAGAAUAAGACCUUAGAAAAAUUCAACGUCCGAUUCUUCACUACUUCGCUUUUUAUAGUUAUGAAGAAAGUUAUAUCGAUAUCUGAGACAUACUCAAUUCAUCCACUAAAGAAUCUCUAUCAUCAAGGAUGUUAGACUGGACGGAAACUAUGGGUCGAUCUGAUAUUGAGCUUCCACUAGCUACGCUAGCUAGGAAGUUGUACUAUAUCGAAUCUCUUGUAUAUACUAAUUAUGACAGCUCUGGGAUUCAGAGAGAUGUCAAGUAAAGAAAGCCCUACGCCACACCUCUGAUAAUUAACAACGCUACAAAGUAUUAACACGGCAUUAGCCGAAAGCAUAGCC